AUGUGCAUUACAGGAGAUCAUGAUACUCCUUUUAUUUCUCCGUGUCAGUUUUUACUCGAUCGGAAAAAAUCACACUUAUUUAAUUCUACUAACAAUUUGUCUUCAAAUAAUUGCAAACAACAAAAACCUAUACACAACAGUGCCUUAUUUCCAAGUAUUUGCUCAUCAUCAGCUAAAUUUAUUACAACUGAACGUUCGGGAAUUCUGAUAAUCCUGUUUAUAUUAUUGGGCGAUAUACUCUGUGCAACAGCCAGGUUCACGCAUUUAUCUGAAAAAUUUCAAACAGUCGCUGAAGACAAGAAUAGUGAACUUGUAUUCCUAAAUCCUCCUGCUUCAUCCUCAGCAUUAAAACCAACAAGAUUUACUCGACGAACAAGCAAACCAUCGGGUAAAUUAGACGCUCGUAAGACUGAUAUAAAAACGUACUUGAACAAAGCUCGAAGACAUUUAUCACUUGAUGGACAAAUGGAAAUAAAGUUUUUGAGUUCCGAACUUGUUGAAUUUAUUUGCCACCGACUUCCCGAUCCAUGUGCUCGCGCUGCUUAUCUUCGUCAACAUGUCAGACACGAUUUGUGCUUUCGUUUGCCUUUAUUGUAUCUCCUCCCAUAUACUGAUUCUCGUUUGGAUAAACCAUAUUUGUCGGAAUAUAAACCUGGAACUUGUAAAGGAAGUCUAUCUCAUCUCACAUAUUUACCUUCAGAUAGUAUUUUUGAACAGUUUCUGACUCCGGUCCAUAUAUGUGAACACAGUCUACUUUCGCUAAAAAAGAUAAUGGACGAUAAUUUAACUUCACAUUUUGGAAUAUUUGAUGAUCUACUAGAAAAGUCAUUUUGUGUUAAACCAUUUGAUUCCCGCCCUAACGUAACAGGAGAAUGCCAAUGUCAGGAGUGUCAAGAAGCUUAUAGAAGUUGGUUUUGUGCAACAGAAUUCCCACUGUAUUAUCCACUUGAUGACGCAGAUGUAAGUAUACCUUUACACUCGAAAUCUCUGGAUUCCGAUAUAACUGACGUCGAAGUUAAUCGAAUUCAUGUUCCCGUCACAAUUUCAAAUUUAUCGACCAGUUCCAAAAUGCCUCGUCCUCAGAAGAGUAGUUACUUCUUAAAUAGAUCAUCACCGACACAACCAUUUGAUCUAUCUGUUGUAGAAUCUAUGUCAAAACCCAGGAAUAUAUAUCGAAAAUCUAACCCCACAGAAUUCCAGUUAGAUUCUCAUUUACUUUUUCGACUGGAAGUUGUACAACCCUGCAUUUCAUGGUGUACUCAGGUUGAGACUGUUUGCCCAUAUUUAAAUCCCGCUGAUCCUACCUCAAACGGUGGUGAACCUGCAUUUUUGUGCGAUGAAAGUCAUUACCAUCACAGUUCAAGAUAUCAAGCAGUUUACUGGGAUGUGAAUACUUGUGAGUCUGAGUGUUGUUUUGGUGUGUCAGACUCAAUUCUUCUUUCUGUAUCCAUUCCCGAUAAGAAACAGUAUUCUACUCCAACUGAUUUUCUUUUAUCAUAUUCAUCUGAUGUUGAGGAAUCUAACGAUAAUGACUCAUGUAGUCAUUUACGUGAUCGCUGCCUUCAUCGACUUUUAUCAGUGCAUCAUUCAUCAUUGAUAUCAGAAUUUUCAUCUGUUGUUCCAGAUCAAACAUCAUCAAUAUAUUUCAAUUAUGAUUUCAAUCAAUCUAAUAGAAUUAAUUCCAAGAAUUUCAGUAGCUACCAUUCAUUAUCUCCUGCUCUACAUAAAAUAGAUAGCAUUUCUUUUAAAAUUAUGCUUACGAUAUCGUUCACUUUUCAUUUUUUCAUUUGGUUACAUAACAUUCAAGUUUUAUUACUUCAAAAUUUCACUUCGAUUUUUAUUUUUUUGCGUUAUCAUCAUGUGACGAUGACGAUUAUGAAUACUCCUCCAACAAACAGUAAUGAUGAUAAUACUACUGAUGAAAAUACACAUUAUGUAUCAAGUUCCUUGAGUCAUCCGCCAACUUCUUUAGUAUCACACCCAUCACUCUCUUUGUCUCAUUUUACAAAACAUUCAACUCCAUGUUGA
Molecule: messenger RNA, 2028 nt
Organism: Schistosoma guineensis
Lineage: Eukaryota; Metazoa; Platyhelminthes; Trematoda; Strigeidida; Schistosomatidae
Source: the annotation of a GenBank genome assembly